AGGUGACGGGGCGACGGUGACCCGGCCUGACCGAUCCCCGGCACUCCGGCCGGCCCCAGCGCAGAAACAGCCGUCAAAGAUAGUCACUGAUAAAGCGACGCGACACUAUCUCUGCACUCUGGAGUGGCAUCAGGUGGCUGGUCGCCGUCGACCCGGCCUGACCGAUCCACGGCGACCCGGCCGGCCCCGACGUAUAAAACGCUGAUUAGAGUCGGCAGUGAUGGGUGCUGCCGUCAGUGGGCUAAAGGCGGUGUCUGAGAGCACCGAGCUGGCAAAGCUGGUUGGUACCGAGCCUCUUCCAGCGGAUGACCCUUUCUGGCAGGGACUGCAUCAGUUUCAGCUGAGCAGGCGGCUGACCAGGUCGUCUCCGGACGAGUUCGGCCGCGAGUCGGCCUCCAAACGCUCCCGCAGCGCCUCGCUCGAGGACGACGCGUGCGGCCGGUCGUCACACACGUCGAAGAAGAAGAAGCACCACCAACGCUCCCAGAGUCACAAACAUAAGCACUCCAGCAGCAAACACAAGAAACACAAGCGAGACCGGGACAGACGUGACCGCGACCGGGAUCACUCGCGGUCGUUGGUGUCCCCGCGGCACAGUGACGGAGAGAGGGUCAGCUCGUCCGCCCCGGUGCCGCCGCCACCGCCGGCCGUGUCGAACGGCGCGCCGCUCCCCGUGACGCCUCCGGCGCCGGUGAGCCGUCCGGUGGAGGUAGAGGACUCGUCGGACGAUGAGGCACGCCGGCGACGCCCGUCCAUACCGCUCAGCCAUGAGGACACCAUUGACGCCAUGGACAUGCCGCACGUGUACCAGCCGGCGGCGCUCAACAGUUUCGUCAGCUCGCCCAUGUACGCGCCGCUGGAGAGUCUGCCCAGCCAGCAGCUGCCGGCCGUCAACCUGCCCAAGGACGCUGUCUACAAGCCGAGCAGGGACUACGUCCCCGUUCAACCGCAACCCGUCAAGAUGGCGUCUACCGGGUCGUCUCCGGACGAGUUCGGGCGCGAGUCGGCUUCAAAACGCUCCCGCAGCGCCUCACCCGAGGACGACGCGUGCGGCCGGUCGUCACACACGUCGAAGAAGAAGAAGCACCACCAACGCUCCCAGAGUCACAAACAUAAGCACUCCAGCAGCAAACACAAGAAACACAAGCGAGACCGGGACAGACGUGACCGCGACCGGGAUCACUCGCGGUCGUUGGUGUCCCCGCGGCACAAUAACGGAGAGCGGGUCAGCUCGCCCGCCCCGGUGCCGCCGCCACCGCCGGCCGUGUCGAACGGCGCGCCGCUCCCCGUGACGCCUCCGGCGCCGGUGAGCCGUCCGGUGGAGGUAGAGGACUCGUCGGACGAUGAGGCACGCCGGCGACGCCCGUCCAUACCGCUCAGCCACGAGGACACCAUUGACGCCACGGCGCGGGCGGAAGAACCGCAAGACGAGGAGCUGAGGCGGUCACCCGACCUGCAAGACGAGGAGCCCGUUCCAUUGCAGAGCGACGUCCCUCCGAGGAGACAUGGAAACUCAAAUAACACAAGAAAUUCACAAGAAAUGUGUGAAUUUAACGUAAGAAAAAUGAUUUCAAGCUGCCUCAACCGUCUAAAGUUCUUAGAGGAUUGUUUAGCGGAACAAGUACUUCCCAACUCGGCUCCGACUGCGAUGAAAAACAGCUCAAAACCUUUUAGUGACACUGCAAGGGUAUAUCUGGAGGAAGAGUGUGCUGAAAUCAAAGACAACAUUUAUAUUUUAAAAGACCAACUACGAGGAAUAAAACUAGCCAGAAGACAUGAAACGGAGUUAAAACAACUGAACGAAGAAGAACAGAAGAGACUGAAACGAAAACUCGAGAAACUUUGCUGCACAAGCAAGUGGAAAGAAGUUGGAAAUGUUGACCUCGUACAGAACCUAUCAUCACGAGAACUUUCUCAAUAUCAAGAAGAAGCUCUUGCUUUAGGAUUGAAGUUUGAUUCCGGGAAGGAUCGUUACACCUUAGCGGAACGUAUCGGGCAAAAUUACAAGAAAAGCGAGAGUGAGACAGACAAAGGAUUUAUUCAGGGUAUAUUGACCUGUUUUAAAGCGCUGGCGGACAGCGAACCGAGCAGAUUGCCGAGACGAUACACGCAAGCACUUAAACAACUGGCAAGUGACCGAAACAUCAUCGUAACUCAGGCUGAUGAAGGCGGAGGUAUAAUCAUAAUGGAUUCUGAGAGAUAUGACGAGAAAAUGAAAGAAAUGCUGCGUGACGAAAACAUAUACUUGAAAGUUCCAAGUGGUCAUGGGAAAAAGCAAAGCGAAACAUUUAACAAAAAAGCAAGAAAAAUCUUAAGAAGUUCAGAAAAGGGCAAGGGGUUGUAUCAGUUGAUUGAAGAAGCGCCCACCCUGCCCAAAAUGAAAGGAUUGCCAAAAGUACAUAAGCCCGACAUGCCAAUGCGUCCUAUCACUUCAGGAAUAGGAAGCGCGCCAUACAAGUUUGCGAAGAUACUGGCAAAACAUCUCAGUACACGCCUAGGAACCAUCAGCUCCACUCAUAUCAAAAACACUUCCGAAAUGAGGUCACAAAUCGCAGACAUAACAAACGCCACUGACAGGAAAUUAGCAAGCUUCUAUGUGAAGUCAUUAUUCACCAACGUUCCCGUUGACGACGCAUUAGACGCCAUACGAAAAGUAGUCGAAUCACUGAACGAAGACGAACUUCCUCUCCCGAAGAACGACUACAUGAAAAUGGUAGAUUUAUGUAUGAAAUUCGGUUGUUUUUCUUACAACGGCGAAGAGUACGUUCAACGUAGCGGCCUAGCCAUGGGAUCGCCAUUAAGUCCCAUUGCGGCAUGUCUUUUUAUGGAAACUCUUGAAGAAGAGCAUUUUCUGCAAAUUAUCGGUGAGAACUCGAUUUGGCUAAGAUAUGUGGAUAAUAUCCUCGUCAUCGUCCCAAAAGGCACUAGCCUAAACGAAAUGCUCGAAGAAAUGAAUAAGACACAUCCAAAGAUACAGUUCACCAUUGAAAAUGAAGAAGAUGGACAGCUGGCAUUUUUGGACACCUGUAUCGUGAGAACUCAGUCAUGCUUUAAAUUUAAGGUAUACAGGAAACCAACAAACAAGGAAGACUGUGCACAUUUUUAUUCGGCUCAUAGUGAACGUACAAAAAGCGACAUUGUGAUCAAUUUCUUUCUUAGGGCACUGAGAAUAUGCAGCAAGGAAUAUCUUCAGGAAGAGAUUGAAUAUAUUUACAAAACUUUUGAGAAGUUGAGAUAUCCUAAGGGAUUCCUAAUACAACAAAAAUGGAAAGCAAUGCGAAUUAAGAGAAGAAAUGGAAGCAAAGACAAAGACAAAGAAGUCAGAACAAGCACGAAGAAGAAGAAAACGAAAAGAUACAUAACAAUUCCGAAUUCGAGCAAAGCUGACGUAAUUUCGCGAGAACUCGAGAAAACGAACAUUCAGGUCGCAACGAAAACAGGAAUCCAGAUACAAGAAAUAGCCAAAACAACGUCAUCAGAUAAAAAUACAAAUGAAGAAAAGAGUGUAGUAUACGAAAUCCCUUGCAAAGGUUGCGAAAAAAGUUACGUAGGUGAAACAGGACGGGGCAUUGACGUACGCCUAAAAGAACAUCGAAGCAAUGUCAAAUAUCAUAGAGGGUCGAAUGCCAUCGUCCGUCAUGAAGACAAAUGCAAUCAUUUACCAGACUGGGCUGAGACAAAAAUAUUAGAAAGAAAUAUAGAAAAGAAGACAAGAAAAACGUUAGAAGCCGCUCAUAUCAUCACCCGGGACACAUUCAAUUCGAGAAAUGGGUUCAUUUCAUUGUCAUCCUGGGCAGCAAAACUGGCGGUACCUGACGCACUACCUAGACAUCAGCAGCCGCCCAGGACGAAAGGUCACAGUCAGCGCUGACGGCGAGACCAUGGAGCUGGUGCUGCCGGAGGGCGGGCCCAUCACCGCCUCGCUGUGCGACUUUCUCAAGAAGAUGCACAUCACGGGCACCGGCUCCACCGUCUCCCCCAGUCAUCUGCUCAGAAAGAUCGCCCUGAAGGUGCCCCAGUUUGUGGGCUGCGACCAGCAGGACGCACACGAGCUGCUGCGAGCGCUCAUGGAGCAGGCGCGGCUUGAGGAUCUCCGGCGGCACCAGAAGCAGAUCCUGCUCGGUCUGGGGCUGCCGGCCAAGGCCGACCCCAAGGAAGUACCCGACGACAUGAAGGCGCGUGCCAAGGCGCUGGGCCACCAGGUAUCGCAUACGACCAUCGACUCCAUCUUCAGCGGCCAGCUGGUCAGCCUGGUGGUGUGUCAGGCCUGCAUGGCCUGCACACACCGCAUGGAGCCCUUCCUCGACCUCUCGCUGCCCGCCGCCGAAGAUAUCAUCUUCAGCCUGCUGUCGGAGCUCGACCCGCCGCCGGCCUCGGUCAGUGGGGAUUCGACGGAAGACGAGCUGAACGAACCGCCGGCCUCAGUCAGUCCGGACCCGCCGGCUGACGAGCCGCCGGCCUCGGUCAACCCCGACCCGCCGGCUGACGAGCCGCCUGCCUCGGUCAGUCCGGACCCGCCGGCCGACCUGGCCGCGGAGGAGCUCUCGGAGCGGCUCAGCGCGCUGAUUGUGGACCGCGCCGGCGCCGCGGCCGCUGCGGACUCGUGUGGGGACGAGCCGGGCCCGCUGACGGUGAACGGCCGGCCGUCGUCACCGGUGGAGGCGGACGCGGCGCCGGCCGGGCUGGUGCCACUGGUCGGGGAGAGUGCUGACAAAGCCCCGAACGGUGCGCCGGAGACGGCGGGAGCGGACCAGGUGGGGGAGAAGCAGAGCUCUGUGCCGGCGGAGAACUGCGGAGAGGCUGUGGAGGCGCGUGAGAACAGUCUGGGCGCUCCGAACGGUCACUGCGGAAGGGCAGCCGAGGAGGCCCCGCGGGAGGGCCAGUCGCCGUCACCCGGUGAGGUGCCGGGCGGUGUGCCGACGGAGGCAGUGGCGAACGGCCAGAGCUCAACGGCAGGGGUGGCGGACGGCGGCGAACUCCAGUCUGCGCCGAACGGCGGGACCUGCGCGCCAACCGAGUCUGCCCCGGCCGAAGGGACGGGGACCCCCUCACCGGCGGCCAAUCCCUCGGACGGCCCGCCGCCGCCGCUGAGCCGCUGUGAGUGGCUCAGUCGAGCUCUGACCACCCUGGCGCCGCGCUACCAGGCGGCCGCCGGCGAGUGCAGCCUGCUCACCUGCCUUAACCAGUACACGGCGCCCGAGCUGCUCACCGGCAACAACAAGUUCGGUUGCGACAACUGCACCGAGCUGCGCAACAAACGGCUCACGGCGGCUGAAAAAGCAGCUGAGAAGAAACUCGGCACAGUAUACAGCAACGCCAGGAAGCAGCUGCUCAUCUACAGUCCGCCGCCGGUGCUGACCAUCCACCUGAAGCGGUUCGAGGUGUGCAGCUUCAGCCUGCGGAAGGUGAACCGGCACGUGCAGUUCGGCGAGCGGCUCGAUCUGGCCCCCUUCUGUUCCUCCAUCAGCCAGGACCUGCCUCAGAUGCGGGCCGGCCAGCGGCGGGUGCUCUACUCGCUGUUUGGUGUCGUUGAGCACAGCGGUCGACUGACCAGCGGCCACUACACAGCCUACGUGCGCGUGCGCCGCCGUCACGACCAGCUCACCGUCAACCCUGCGCGACUCACCACACUCGUCACCGACGCGUUCGCCGUGGCGUGUGAGCGGGCGAGGCAGCGCGCCGAGCAGACCCGACCGGAGACCACGGACGGACCGUCCCCGGUCAGGCCCGCAGAGGAGGGCCGGGAAGACGGGGAGGGCGAGGACCCCGCCGCCGCGCCACAGGAGUCACAGACGGAUCAAAAACAGCCCGCCCCGGAGCCCGAGACGGAGCCGGAGCCGCAGCCGGAGGCCCGGCGGUGGUUUUACGUGAGUGACACGCACGUCACAGAGGUGACUCUGGACAAGGUGCUCAAGGCGCAAGCUUACAUGCUGUUCUACGAGCGAAUUGUGUAAGCGACUGCGGUAGCUUGGGAUGGUGCUCUGUGCACGGGGCUGUGACGGCGCGCGAAUCGUGUCCCUCAGUCUGACCGAGGUGUGAUUUCGGAAAGGUCGUUUUUGAAUUUGCUUUAAUGUGUGUUUAUAUGCUGUAAUAAAGUUCGUGAUAAAAAUGCAGCGUUUCACUCUCCCGUUAUAUUUGAAUGUUCGAGAUAAUGAGUUCAAUCGAGAUGACGAGCCGAAAAGAACAAGUGAAGAUAAGCGACCGGCGAGGGAG
Amphibalanus amphitrite is the source of this 6213-nucleotide messenger RNA. RefSeq names its product ubiquitin carboxyl-terminal hydrolase 45-like. Gene Ontology annotation, molecular function: cysteine-type endopeptidase activity; cysteine-type deubiquitinase activity. The transcript has 9 exons. The coding region runs from base 3768 to 5954 and encodes 728 amino acids. Gene Ontology annotation, biological process: protein deubiquitination. The record is from RefSeq and is a predicted model, not a curated record. Gene Ontology annotation, cellular component: cytosol; nucleus. NCBI's taxonomy places the organism in Eukaryota, Metazoa, Arthropoda, Thecostraca, Balanomorpha, Balanidae.